This is a messenger RNA of Malaclemys terrapin pileata, 8724 nucleotides long. It is a transcript of the gene EPB41L4A, whose product is annotated as erythrocyte membrane protein band 4.1 like 4A. Gene Ontology annotation, molecular function: cytoskeletal protein binding. Lineage: Eukaryota; Metazoa; Chordata; Testudines; Emydidae. The record is from RefSeq and is a predicted model, not a curated record. The transcript is spliced from 24 exons. Gene Ontology annotation, cellular component: cytoskeleton. Bases 745 to 2805 code for a protein of 686 amino acids.
UCCUACUGCCCCUCCCCUCCCGGCACCGGCUGUCACCAUCGCCCCUGGAGACAGACACAGCUGAGCUGCCGCCAGGAGCCCGCCCGGGAGAGGGGCAGAGAGCGGCGGCUGCCGGCGGGUCUGGCCACAACGUGGCUGCGCGCUCCCUGCUGCCUGUCGGCAGCCCCCAGCCCCGGCGGGCACCGUGAUGCUGCUGGAGGGCUGAGGCGGUGGCGGCUGCUCCAGACCCGGGCCGGCCGGCAGGGACGAGCUCCUGGGGCGGCUGCUUCUCCAGCCCCUGGGACAUGCUGCUGCUGGGACAGGAGCCCAGGAGAGCAGGGCAAGUCACCGCCCCGGCAGGCGCAGAGAAGAGGCGGCCGCGGCGCCCCCCCCCGGCCCAUCCUGGGCCAUUGGGGCUUUGCAGAAUCCGAGUGCAGGUGGAGCCGCGCCCGCCCGGGCAGCGGAAGGAGCUUCCAAUCCCCCCCCGGCCUUGCUGAAGACUUUUACAGGAUGCCCACGGAGGAGUUGUUCCUUAGUGUUUAGUUCACCAUCUUUAUAGCAGCUGGAUACUCAGCUUGCCAACAUCCAAGAAGUACCCGCACGCCUGCAUCUCCUGGGAUCAUUCUGUUGCAUUGGGACUGCUGAGCUGAAUACAUUUCUUGUUCAUUAGCGGUGGCGUUAAUUAAACGCGCUGCUUCUCCCCCUUCUGGAGCUUGGGGUCGCCUUUAUCUAUCGUUCCCAUUUCCCCCAGACAUCAAAGCAGUGAUGGGUUGUUUCUGUGCUGUCCCCGAGGAAUUUUAUUGUGAGGUUUUGCUUCUGGAUGAAUCCAAGUUGACCCUAACCACCCAACAGCAGGGGAUAAAGAAAUCAACGAAAGGGUCGGUUGUCCUGGGCUACGUAUUCCGUCACUUAAACCUUGUGGAGAUAGAUUACUUUGGACUGCGUUACUGUGACAGAAGUCAUCAGACGUACUGGCUGGAUCCUGCAAAGACCCUUGCAGAACAUAAGGAAUUGAUAAACACUGGGCCACCAUAUACUCUAUAUUUUGGUGUUAAAUUCUAUGCAGAAGAUCCAUGCAAACUUAAGGAAGAAAUAACCAGGUAUCAAUUUUUUUUGCAGGUGAAGCAAGAUGUUUUGCAAGGUCGCAUGCCCUGUCCCAUCAACAUUGCAGCUCAGCUGGGAGCAUAUGCAAUUCAGUCUGAGCUGGGAGACUAUGACCCAUAUAAGCACACUGCAGGUUAUGUGUCAGAAUACCGAUUUGUUCCAGACCAGAAGGAAGAACUGGAAGAUGCAAUAGAACGGAUACACAAAACUCUGAUGGGUCAGGUUCCUGCUGAGGCAGAGCUGAAUUACUUAGGAGUGGCCAAAUCACUGGAAAUGUAUGGAGUAGAUCUCCAUCCUGUCUAUGGUGAAAACAAGUCUGAAUAUUUUUUAGGAUUAACACCUGUAGGAGUUGUUGUUUACAAGAAUAAAAAACAAGUAGGGAAGUAUUUCUGGCCUAGAAUUACAAAGGUUCACUUCAAGGAAAUGCAGUUUGAACUUAGAGUGCUGGGAAAAGAUUGCAAUGAAACAUCCUUCUUUUUUGAAGCACGUAACAAAACCACAUGCAAACAUCUUUGGAAAUGCUGUGUAGAGCACCAUAUGUUCUUCAGAAUGCCAGAAAAUGAGUCAAACUCUCUGUCAAGAAAAUUCAGCAAGUUUGGAUCUGUAGGCUAUAAACAUCGGUACAGUGGCAGGACAGCUUUGCAGAUGAGCAGAGAACCUUCUGUCCAGCUUCCUCGGCCUGACCAAAAUGUUGAAAGAAGUCGUAGUAAGACUUAUCCAAAAAGAAAGACACAAAUGCAACAGACUGGAUCCAAAAGCAUAAAUCAGGUUACAUCAAAUAUGGAAAAUGGGGAAAAAGAAGGAACCACUAAAAUUAUUGCACCUUCCCCAGUAAAAAGCUUUAAAAAGGCAAAAAGUGAAAAUAGUCCAGAAACCCAAAGAAGUAAAAUAAGUGCACCAUGGGAGGAAAAUGGCCCCCAGAGUGGACUGUAUAAUUCUCCCAGUGACCGCAAUAAAUCACCAAAGUUUCCUUACUCUCGACGACGGAACCCAUCAGGUGGCAGUGAAAAUGAAUCUGGGCAACAAGUUAGAAGAAGAAAAGCCCAGAACAGCGGUGAAGAUUCAGAUCUAAAGCAAAGGAGAAGGUCACGAUCUCGUUGUAAUACCAGCAGUGGUAGUGAGUCUGAAAAUUCUAACCGGGAGCAUCGGAAGAAGAGAAACAGGUUACGGCAGGAGAAUGACAUGGUGGAUUCAGCUCCUCAGUGGGAAGCAGUACUGAGGCAACAAAAAGAGAAAAACCAGGCUGAUCCCAACUACAGGCGAUCCAGGCACAGAUCUCGAUCGAGAAGCCCAGAUGUACAAGCAAAGGAAGAGUUAUGGAAACAUAUUCAGAAGGAACUUGUGGAUCCAUCUGGGCUGUCUGAGGAGCAGCUGAAAGAGAUUCCGUACACCAAAAUAGAGACUCAAGGUGACCCAAUCCGCAUUAGACAUUCACAUUCCCCCCGAAGCUACCGGCAGUACCGGCGGUCCCAGUGUUCUGAUGGCGAGAGAUCUGUUCUGUCUGAAGUGAAUGCAAAAACGGACCUUGUGCCUCCAUUGCCUGUGACUCGUUCCUCAGAUGCUCAGGGUCCCAGCAUUCCAGCUUCACAACAGAGGCGAAAUGGGUCCAAAGAUAGCCUGAUAGAAGAAAAAUCUCAGAUAUCCACUAACAGCCUGGAUGGAAAACACAGUGCAAAGACAAUAAAAACUGUACAUGCAUCACGCCUCAAGAUAGAGACUUGAUUGCCAUAACUGAGGAUGGUGUAUGGAUUCUGUUCCUUUGAAAUUGGGAAUUACACAACAGUUCAGAUACUCUUUAGCUGGAAAAUGUUUCUUUGGCAUAAGAAAAGAAGAAAAAUGUAAACUGGAGUGGUGGUAAUUUUCUUAAAUUUAAAACUCCAACCUGCUUGCUCUGAAGGGCAAUCACUGUUUUCAUCACUGGUUACAGUUGCUUACGUGAUUGCAAAGAAGUUGACUGGUUAGACAGUUGGAAGGGAAAGUGUUACUACAAUUCAACAAUUGCCAGAUACUGUAUUUUCCAAAGAGGAUCAGAGGAAUUGUCAUGACAGAUCAGACCUUGGUCUAAUUCAUUCAGUUGGCUGUUUCCAAGAGGCCAAGACCGGAUGCUUUGGAGGAAGCGGUAAAACCCUCAUAAUACACUUGGCCAAUUGUGCAAUACUAUAUAAUAGUGAGGAAAUGUCUUCCUGACUCCAUAUGAUGAUCAGCUUAUACUCUGAAGCAUAAUAGCUCUUAUGUUUAUUUUAGCCUAAUGCAACUGCAAACACUGUUCUUGUUCAUACAAAUGUUGAAUCCAUGUUUAGAUAAUUGCCACAAUCGUAUCUUAUGGCAUUGAGUGUCAUGUAAAAAUGGAUUUCCUUUCACCAAUUUUAAAUGUGUUGCCUUUUAAUUUUAAAUAUCUUAUUGUAUUGUGACAGUACUUGAUUAGCCUUCUCUGUACUACUGAUUAUUUUAUAUACCCCUACCACAUCUCUUAAUUUUGUCCAUUGAAAACUACAGUGAAAAAUGUCUUGAAUGGCCAAGGGGCCAGUGUAAUAAGACUAACUAGUACACACAGACUAUAAAUGCUGGCUGGACAAAAUUGUACUAUAAACCUUGGAAACGCUUCAAAAUGGCUCCUAAGAUGGGUUGGCUAACAGUUGGUUCUUUGGUGCAGGCUUCAUUGAUCUAGUCUUUUUAAGCUCUUCUCAUAUGAAAUCCCCCAAUAAUUCUAAUAAUUUGUAGUGUCCUUCUCUGGACCGUUUCUUCUGCUCACUCAUUUCUGAGAUAAGAUGACCAAAACUGAAUGCAAUAUGCAAAGUGAAGACAGUAUCGUUGAAUUAUCUAGUGGCAUCUUUUACUCUAUAUUCACUUUGUAAAACAGUGUAACAUCUUACUUGCUUUUUUGACUGCUGUUACAUGUUAAGUAUAUUAUCUUCAAUGAGCUGUUCGCACUGAUGCCUGGAUCUUCUGCUGAGAGGUUAUGUCUAAUUUAGAACCCAUCAUUGCUUCUUUGAAUGUGCUUUACCUUGCAUUUGUCAACACUGAAUUUCAUCUACUAUUGUGCUAACCAGCUUCCUGUGUCAGCUAGACUGGUAUGGAGUCAAGCAAAAUCCUUCCCAGGCCUGUAAGUAAUUUUGUACUGAGUAUAUAUUUGCUACCCCACUAACAACAGUCUGGCAGAAGUUGACUAACCACACUGUACACUACUUGUUCUACUACUGUUUGCUCAGAGUCUACUCUUCCAUACUGAUAAAUGGCUCUUUUAGCCCUACUUUUCUAUGCUAUUGUUUAAAUCAGUUUUUAAUCUAUAACAGGCAUUUACCUCUUAUCCUGCACUUACCAAGUUUCCUCAAGCACCUCUUGAGAGGGACUUCAUCAGAAGGCUUGGGAAAGACUAAUUUGUCAAGAGACAAGGUGGAUGAGGUAAUAUCUUUUACUGGACUAACUUCUGUGGGUGAAAGAGACAAGCUUUCGAGGUACACAGACUCCCAUAGUAUGUCCUCUCCAUUCACCAAGAGGAGAGUGAGUGAUGCAUCAUGGGAAAUAUAGUCCAGCCAGAAAGCCUGCCCCAGAGGACAAUGGGAGUACAAGACACCUAAACUACAAUUCCUGCUGCAAUGCAUUGUGGCAUCAGUUUGAAUUAGAAAUGUUAUCGUCUUUCAGCAAAAUAUUUUGGCCCAAAGUGGAAACUUUCAGGGGCCAGGGGGGAAGGGAGGAGAAGAUUCUCUUUUCUGACCAGAUUUAAUAUUUGUAGAUUCUUCAUUCUUAGUUCCUUUAGAAUGAUGAAUGCCAUCUAGUACAGUAUUGUUUGUAUUGUGGUCAUCCUAAUGAGAAUCAGACUCACUCUGUGGUAGGAACUAAAUCCCUACCUCCAUAGAAUUUCAGUCAAAUCUGCUACUAAUUUUUCCCCAGUAUUUCUAUUUUUGACAUUGCUUCACCUUCACUAUCCGUGUGCAGUAAUCCUGGGAUAAAUAUUACCAGUGCCCAGUAUUUUUUUGCAAGUGCGGAAAAAAAAAAAAAAAAAAAAAAAAACAACAAAAAAACAGCCUGUAAAAUAAAAAUGGAAAAUCCUGCAGCGGUGGUAACUGUCCUGUGGGACUGGACCCAGCCCUCCCACUCCGGGCAUUGUGACCUGCGGUUUGACUCUCUGCCAUUUGGCUCAGUGGCUGCCCUCUCCCCCGCACCAUCAGAGGGGCAGCCCAGCCAAACCUAAGUGGUGAUGUGACCCUAGGUGCCAUGGCACAGUGCCCAGAGCAGAGAGUUGGGCCCACUCCAGCAGGAAAGGAGCCGCCAGCUGCAUGCAGGGCAGGCUCUCUCUACAACCCCCCCCCCCCCCUUUCCAGGCCUCCCACAGUAAAAUGAAAUUCCCCCCAAACCCUGCAAAGUUAUAAAAAUAAUAAUUUCCCAGGGCUCUAAAUAUUCUCUCUUCCUUUGUGGUGAAGACUAAUAUAAAAGCACUAUUUAGUUUCCCUGCAGUUUCCUUCUGCUCUUUGAACCUCAUUUAGACUGGCACUCUCAGAAUUGGGCUAAAACAUUUUUAAAUGUGGCUCAGUUUUGUUUAUGGUGUUUGGUCAAACUGUUUUUAAGGGCUGUUUAACCUGAUCUCUCACUGUUGCAAUCUGCUUCUUUGACAAUACAGAUGGAGACAAUCAUUGUUCUCUUUUACACUCUAAUGGCCUACAGGACCCAAUACCACUGUCAGCAUACUACUUUUCUGAUGAAUUUAAAGAGCUACAUUACAAAAAAAAUCCCCCUUACUGAAGUUUUGUGUCAUAGUACCACCUCUUGGAAUGCUCCCAAGGAUAUCAAAAUUAUUUUAUGACUAACCAUACUUAAUCCUGAGUAACACACAGGAAUUGAUUCAGGAAUGUACUGUAAAUCAAGAUACACCCCGCCUCAUUUGUUCAAGAAUAAGCUGUUCUGAGGAGCAAUUCUCCACAAUGUGUUUGCAGUGAUGUUUAUUCAUUGUCCAUUAUUACUAGUAUUUUGUUACUUCCCUGAUGUUUCUCAACAUUCUGGCUUCUUUACUGAGAUAUAAUCUAGUAAAACAUCCCUAUUACUAUACAGUACUUGUACUUUUAUGACCUGAAUUUUGUAUCUGCACAGAUUUCACAUCCUGGCACUCUUCACAGUCUAUGGCAUUCUGUAUGUACAAAGCUAUUCCCACACAUUUGACCUAAGCUGUCUUUCCUGCCUAGUGUAGUUUAUGGGUUUUGUAUAGUUUCUAAGUACUCACAGCAAGAAAUUGUGGUAUUUCAUUUAUUCCACGAUGUGUCAGAAAUGCUAGGCUUUCUGGCUUCACCAUUUUUUCAUUUAUGCUUCUUAGUAGCUGUAUUCUCAUUUAUAAGGUGUGCAUAUUAUUAUGUACCUCAUCUUUGACUAAAGAUUGUUUCAACUGUACUUCUAAUGUACCUAGCAGGUUUUAAUGUGUACCUUGUUUACUUCUCAUUAGCUGCCAUCUUAGUCAUAGCUUAUUUUAAAUAAUCCUUUAAAACCUAGCUAACUUUAUGUGCUGGCAGUCUUUUCCCCUUUGGCUAAAGAGGAAACCAUCCAUUCCUCAAGGACUAAUAUACUUAACCUCCUAUUCUCAAACCUCUAUUCUCAUUCACACAUUGAAAAACUAAUUCCACAUUGAAACAGCUUAGUGAAUAGAAUAAGAGAGAAAGCUAAGGUAGAGGUCCUGGAUUUAAACUACUGAUCUUAUUUCCAAUUAGAAGGUUCAGUUCUUAAUGACAAAUACUACUUUUUCCUAGAGUUAGCAUGAUUAGACACAGUGCAAUUUUGUCUACAUAUCGGGGAAAAAAGAAUAAGAAUUAUAUACAAAUAAUGGUUAAACUGAAAAUAAUUCAUUUAUUCAAACAUAUAAACUGAAAAAUCAAACACUUGUUCUGACUGCCAGAAGCAAACAGAGACCAUAGUAGUAGCACUGUAUCCUCUUAUUAUAUAACACAAAGUGAAAAUUCUCCAUACUAAUGAGUAACUGUGGUCACUUGGAUUUAAGUUGCUUUACAUCAGAUCAUUUGAAGAAAAUGCCCAUUUAGUUAAAUAACAUCCUUUAACAAACAGGACCUUUCAAAGGUGCUAAUCACCAGAACCACUUACUGUGUUGCUGCUGUAUAUUUAAGCUUGGCAGAAUUUGAUUUUAUUUUUUUAUAACUUUAACAGGUAAUAUUGAUUAUUUUAUGCAUUUUCCCUAUUUGUAUUUUAAAUUUUCACAGUUAUGGAAAAUUAUGGGGAUGGUGAGGAUAUUUAAUGACAGCAGACAUUGAGAUUCAAAAAGUUAAAGCUAUUUUAUAAACCAUUGAAACAAACUGUCAGUUUCACAUGUCAAAAUAUACAAAGUAAAUACCCUAAAAUCAAACUCUAAUAAGUUCUCAGAAGCAUUUUUCUUGCUUUGCCUAGCUGUACAUUUUGAUUAUUAUUGAUGGACAUAUUUUUUGUCAGAGAGAGAGAGUGUGUGAGAGAGAGAGAGAGAGUGUGAGUGUAUGUGUGUGAGAAAUUGACAUUUAUUGACAUUUCUCUAUAAAAAAAUCUAAUCUUUCCAAGCCUAUGUAUUCUAUAUGUAGACCUAGUUAAUGGAGUACUUGGCUGGGAUUCAAGACCUGGGUUCUACUCCUGGCUCGGCCAUUGGCCUAUUGGGUGACCUUGAGCAAAUCACUUCAACUCUGUGCCUCAAUUUCCCCAUCUGUAAGAUGAGGACAAUGUUCCUCCCAUGUAAAGUGCUUUGAGAUCUACAGAUGAAAAGCGCUAUAUAAGGGCUAGGUAUUGUACCACCUAUACACCAUCUAUUGCUCAUGUUCAUCCAUCACUUUAACACUGACCUUGCUUCUUCAGAGUAUGCCACAUAACAAGUCAUAUGUUCUGACCACUAAAUAGUGCUCUUCACCCUAAGUAGACUUCUGCUGCAUUUCCUAUGUUGGUCUAACUCAGUAGCUAGCGUUGUCACUGAGAACUACUGUUAGUGUGCCCCUCUGUAUAUCCAUGUAGCUUUUAUUCAGAUUCUUAAUCUGCAACUCUUAUUUAGGCUAAUCUUUGUAUUGUUGGGCUCUUGGCCCCAAAAACAUUACAUCAUUUUUUUUGUUCAAUAUCCAAACAAGCCAACCAUCUCUGUACAGUUGAACUCAGAUGCAAAUCAAGAUGGAAUGAAUUUUAACUCCCUCAUGAUUUCAGGAUAACUUUUACUAUAAAGCUAAUUAUAAAGAUGGCUGUUUUAAAAUACAUGCAAGAUCUUAGAUCUGGCUGAAGUAUAUACUGUAUGUACACAAAGUUAAAAAUUAUCCAUGAAACAGCGUGUGCUUUAUUUUAAAUUGAGUUGAUAAGGUGGCAGUGUCAAAACUUAUGUCCAGGUUAUUUAAAAUCAAGUAAAACUGUUAAAUUUUAGUGUAAAUUUUGUGUUUGCACAUUGUGUAUAUUAUUUGCACGACAUGAGAAGAAAAUCAAUGACUAAUUUGAUGGUAACAUCUGUGUAAUGCCAACUAAAAAUCAACUUGGGGAUAUAACUUCACCAGAGAAAAUGUAUUCCGCGAUAGCUGAAAGUGGUGCCAAUAAGUGUUCUUACACUCUUAGAAUGAAGUUUCCAUUGCUUAAACACUGACAAGCAUCAAACUAUCUUCCCAAUGCAAAAAGAAUGGUCUAAAAUAUAUGUGAUUUUUCAUAAAUCAA